AUGAGAAGUAAUUCAUCAAAUGAAGUCAAAGUAUCUUCAUCGCGGAAAAGUAUCUUAUCGGCUGUACAUUCACAUUUAAUUCGUGCUCUUCAACGAUUAAAUUUGUUUUCUGAUAAUCCAUUUUGGUCACCAGUAUUAAAUUUUGAUGAACAAACUCUUAGUACUCGACUUUUCCUUAUAUUUAUUUCUAUAUCUCUAUUAGUUGUUAUUGGUUAUGCUAGUUUAACUGUUCGAACACAUAAUGUAACUCUAUAUAAGUUUUCUAUAUCGGACUUUGAAAGACUUGAAGCACGUUAUCCAAGUACAAUUAACGUUCCAUGUACUGAAGUAUCAGUACCUUUUAAUAAAUUUUUGAAUUUAUCUCCACGAUUUCAUCAAGUAUGUUUAAGUUCGUUUGUUCGAAACAAAUGGAUUUCGUCUUUAUUUCUCUUCAAUGCGACAUCUCAUAAUAUUUUGGAUUUUCGUACAUUUGCUUUUGCUCAAUAUCGUUCUCUUCGUUUACUUUGUCAGUUAGCACGUCAAGCUAUUAAGGAUACUCAUCGUACAUUUAAUUCUACUCAUUUAGUUAAUCGUAAUACUUUUUCACGAGCUCAAUUUAACGAAAUAGCUUCUGUUCUUGCUGAUAAUCUUCAACGAAAUGUUUUAACUAAUGAAAAACGAACGGCAAGAGUAGUAUCAAUGAUUAUAGCACGAAAUCGAUUAUUCUCAGCUUUACGUACAAACUAUUAUAUUCACUCUGUACCUGGUUCAAGAAGAUAUUUAACAUAUUAUGCAGUUUAUAUGGAAAUAAAUGGAACAGAGGAAUCAUCUUGUGAUUGUUUAUUAAGAGGAAACCAAUGUAUAUAUCCAGCUGGUGCUUUUUAUAAUUGGACUUUACCAGAAUUAGGAAAAUCAGCUAAAAAUAAUCCACCACCACAAUUUCAGAUUCCUGGACUAAUGGCUGGAUGUAUACCUCUUGAUGCUAUGCGUCAAUCAACUCUUGAAUGUUUAUAUAAUCAAUCAUGUGUAAAUGCAAUAUCACUUCAACCAAAAAUUUCUCGACCAAAAGCUUUAAAUGCAUCUUUAUCACGAUUUUCGUUGAAUUCAACAAUAGGUUCAAUAUUCGAUGAAUCUUUAUUUGUAGAGUCUUGGCAAAAUCAAUCGAGUUUUGAAAAUUAUUACGCUGCUUGUGCACCUCAAUCUCUCUCCUAUAGUUAUGAAAGUCGAUUUCAUCUUGGUACGAUUAUUACUAUGAGUCUUGGUGCUUUUGGUGGUCUUGUUAUUGUAUGGCAAUUAAUUACACCAAGUUUUAUCAAAAUUUCGAAACGAAUUAAUUGGAAAAAACAACAAAGAAAAUCACGUACAACUAUAGAACAAACACAUGUAGAACAUGAAAUUUUAAAAAUGGGACCAAAACCAAUAAAUAAAGGUUAA
Messenger RNA from Rotaria sp. Silwood2, 1413 nucleotides. The record is from the annotation of a GenBank genome assembly. NCBI's taxonomy places the organism in Eukaryota, Metazoa, Rotifera, Eurotatoria, Philodinida, Philodinidae.